UGGAGCCCGGCCCGAGUUGGCGGGAGCCCUUGCCGUGAGGAGCAUUUUCUUAAGAAAGCUCUGCUGUGGAGACCGUCUAAAGCCGGGAGUUGAAGGGGCGGGCUGGGGGGCACGAACCUCCUGGGGAAUAAGCCCUCUGAGGAGAGCAAGGUCGGAGACAGCCGCCGGCUCCCCCGCGCCCGUUUCUUCAGGAGCCUGAGAGGUCCUUCCCUUUGGGAGGGCCGGGGGAGGAGACCCAGCCCACUCCCGGGCCGUAGCUGGGAAGGCAGGAGAGACCAGCCAGCAUCUCCGGCGUGGUGGCCACACUGGGGAGACCGGUGGGUGGCCAUCCCUACCCUACGCCUAUCCACGCAAACCCGGAGGGAGAGUCCCGCGCGGAGAAGCCUGGAUCUUUGCUGGAAGGAGAGAGAUCCAGUUGUCUUCGGUAUCCAAGGAGCCCUCCUCUUCCUCCUCCUUCUCCUGCCGCCUCUCUACCACGGCAGUUGCUGGUUGUUGCUUAGGUUGCCUCCAUGGUAACGUGCACAUCCUGUUUACCCCUCCAUCUGGGCAAGUUGAUCUCAUAAGGAACCUACCUACCGUGGACAACCGCUGCCAUCACCACCUGGGGACACCACUCAUUGUGACACGUGGUCCGGCUUCCAUUUAGUUCCCCCAUCCUCUUCCUCCUCUCGCUGCCAAGCUUUUCACACACACCAAAAGGAUCUGGGCUGGAGGCUGCUACUCUGAAGCUUAUUGCACGAGAUAUAGUCGAUCUAUUUCCCAGCCGAGCUCCCAGAGAAGCAAGAAGUAGGAAGAAGUGAGGCGGAGAGUCAAGAGACCCCGACCAGUGGAAGGCAGACCUCACAUUUUCUCUGGUCGAGGGGCUUGGUAACAGCAGGCAAAAUGACGAACCCAUCAGGACACGCCUUGCCAGCCAACUCGAUAGCUGAGAGCCGUGACGGGGAUUUUGGCUGCACAGUAAUGGACCUGAGGAGGCUCAUGGAGCUGCGGUCAACUGAUGCAAUAAACCACAUCAGUGCCCACUACGGAGGUGUGAUGGAUCUCUGCGCCGAACUGAAAACCAACCCCGUGGAAGGUCUAUCUGGGAACCCUACAGACCUAGAAAAACGUAAACAAGUGUUCGGGCAGAACUUUAUCCCCCCCAAAAAGCCCAAGACCUUCUUACAACUAGUGUGGGAAGCCCUUCAAGAUGUCACACUCAUCAUCCUGGAGAUCGCGGCCAUCAUCUCCCUGGUCCUGUCCUUCUACCGCCCCCCUGGGGAAGAGAACGAGCAGUGUGGUCUAGCCGUAAGUAGCUCAGAAGACGAAGGGGAGGCGGAAGCCGGCUGGAUUGAGGGGGCAGCCAUCCUGUUCUCUGUGAUCAUCGUGGUGCUAGUGACUGCCUUCAAUGAUUGGAGCAAAGAGAAGCAGUUCCGCGGGCUGCAGAACCGCAUUGAAAAGGAGCAGAAAUUCUCCAUUAUCCGAAAUGGUCACAUCAUCCAGCUCCCGGUGGCUGAGAUCGUGAUGGGUGACAUUGCCCAAAUCAAAUACGGCGACCUGCUGCCUGCAGACGGGAUCCUGAUCCAGGGGAAUGAUCUCAAGAUUGACGAGAGCUCUCUGACCGGGGAAUCGGAGCAUGUCAAGAAGUCCCUGGAAGGAGACCCCAUGUUGCUCUCAGGGACCCAUGUCAUGGAGGGUUCUGGCCGGAUGGUAGUGACUGCUGUGGGUGUCAACUCCCAGACUGGAAUCAUCUUUACCCUCUUGGGGGCCAGUGAGGGAGAAGAGGAGAAGAAGAAAAAAGGUAAAAAACAAGGAGUCCCUGAAAAUCGCAACAAAGCAAAGACUCAGGAUGGGGUGGCCUUGGAAAUCCAACCACUCAACAGCCAGGAGGGGAUCGACAAUGAGGAAAAGGAGAAAAAGGCAGCCAAGCUGCCCAAAAAGGAGAAGUCGGUGCUGCAGGGCAAGCUGACGCACUUGGCUGUUCAGAUUGGGAAAGCUGGUCUGAUCAUGUCUGCAAUCACAGUGAUCAUCCUGAUUCUGUACUUUGUGAUCGACAACUUUGUGAUACAUCGCAGACCGUGGCUAGCUGAGUGUACCGCCAUCUACGUCCAGUAUUUCGUCAAGUUCUUCAUCAUUGGCAUCACUGUGCUGGUGGUGGCUGUGCCGGAGGGGCUGCCGCUGGCCGUCACCAUUUCACUGGCUUACUCUGUGAAGAAAAUGAUGAAAGACAAUAACCUGGUGCGGCACUUGGAUGCUUGUGAGACCAUGGGCAAUGCCACGGCCAUUUGCUCUGACAAGACAGGCACGCUGACCAUGAACCGCAUGACUGUGGUGCAGGCUUAUAUCGGAGAUACCCGUUACCAUCAGGUCCCAAGCCCCGAUGUCCUCGUGCCCAAGGUGCUGGACCUCAUUGUCAAUGGCAUUUCUAUCAACAGUGCCUAUACCUCCAAGAUUCUGCCUCCGGAGAAGGAGGGGGGUCUGCCGCGGCAGGUGGGCAACAAGACGGAGUGUGCGCUGCUGGGCUUUGUCACGGACCUGAAGCAGGACUACCACGCGGUGCGCAGUGAGGUGCCCGAGGAGAAGCUGUACAAGGUGUACACCUUCAACUCGGUGCGCAAGUCCAUGAGCACCGUCAUCCAGAAGCCCGGCGGCGGCUUCCGCAUGUACAGCAAGGGCGCAUCUGAGAUCAUCUUGCGCAAGUGUAACCGCAUCCUGGACAAGAAAGGGGAAGCAGUGCCGUUCAAGAGUAAGGACCGAGAUGAGAUGAUACGCGCUGUCAUUGAGCCCAUGGCCUCCGAGGGACUCCGGACGAUCUGCAUAGCUUACCGGGAUUUCAGCGUAGAGCCCCUGUGGGACAACGAGGCCGAAAUCCUCACUGAGCUGACCUGUAUCGCAGUGGUGGGCAUUGAGGACCCCGUGCGCCCGGAGGUACCAGAAGCAAUUGCCAAAUGCAAACGGGCAGGCAUCACUGUCAGAAUGGUGACGGGUGACAAUAUCAACACGGCCCGGGCCAUCGCCACCAAAUGUGGCAUUCUGACACCUGGGGACGACUUACUGUGCUUAGAAGGCAAAGAAUUCAAUCGACUCAUCCGCAACGAGAAGGGCGAGGUAGAGCAAGAAGAGCUGGACAAAAUCUGGCCGAGACUCCGAGUCCUGGCGCGAUCUUCCCCCACUGACAAGCAUACCCUGGUGAAAGGCAUCAUUGACAGCACUGUUGGGGAGCAGCGACAGGUGGUGGCUGUCACCGGUGAUGGCACGAAUGAUGGGCCGGCUCUGAAGAAAGCAGAUGUUGGCUUUGCCAUGGGCAUCGCAGGCACGGAUGUGGCAAAGGAGGCAUCAGACAUCAUCCUAACAGACGACAACUUCACCAGCAUCGUGAAGGCCGUGAUGUGGGGGCGGAACGUCUAUGACAGCAUCUCCAAGUUCCUGCAGUUCCAGCUGACUGUCAACGUGGUGGCCGUGAUCGUGGCCUUCACUGGGGCCUGUAUCACUCAGGACUCCCCCUUGAAAGCCGUGCAGAUGCUGUGGGUUAAUCUCAUCAUGGACACUUUCGCCUCGUUGGCCCUGGCCACCGAGCCCCCUACGGAUUCUCUGCUGAAGCGUCGCCCCUACGGCCGGAACAAGCCUCUGAUCUCGCGCACUAUGAUGAAGAACAUUUUGGGCCACGCAGUCUAUCAGCUCACUGUCAUCUUCUUCCUCGUCUUUGCUGGUGAGAAGUUUUUUGACAUCGAUAGUGGGAGGUUGGCACCCCUCCAUUCACCUCCCAGCCAGCACUAUACCAUCGUCUUCAACACCUUCGUGCUGAUGCAACUCUUCAAUGAAAUCAACUCCCGCAAGAUCCACGGAGAGAGGAAUGUCUUUUCAGGCAUCUUCCACAACCUCAUCUUCUGCUCUGUUGUCUUGGGCACAUUUGUCAGCCAGAUUCUCAUUGUGGAAUUCGGGGGGAAGCCCUUCAGCUGUACGAAGCUCACCCUGUCCCAGUGGUUCUGGUGUCUCUUCAUCGGCAUCGGAGAGCUGCUGUGGGCCCAGAUCAUUUCCACGAUACCUACCCAAUCCCUGAAGUUCCUGAAGGAAGCUGGGCAUGGCACCACCAAAGAGGAGAUCACCAAGGAUGCUGAGGGGCUGGAUGAGAUUGACCACGCGGAGAUGGAGCUACGCCGAGGCCAGAUCCUCUGGUUCCGGGGCCUGAACCGCAUCCAGACUCAGAUCGACGUAAUUAACACAUUCCAGAUGGGAGCCUCUUUUCAGGGAGUCCCAAAGCGCCAGACCAUGAGUCAACACCUUGAUGUAAAACAUGUUCAUAGAUCCUAUAUCAAAGUGGUCAAAGCGUUCCAUAGUUCCCUCCACGAAAGCAUUCAGAAACCCAUGAACCAGAACUCCAUCCACAACUUCAUGACCCACCCCGAAUUCACCAUAGAUGAGGAGGGGCCACGGACACCACUCAUGGAUGAGCAAGAAGAGGAAGGUCUUGAGAAGUUUUCUAAGCCUGGGACUAGCAUGGCCCCGUUGGAUGGUGAGGUCACUCCAUAUGCCAACAGAAACAACAACGCGGUGGACUGCAGCCAAGUGCAGGUUGCUGCCUCCCACUCGGACAGCCCUCUGCACAGCCUGGAGACGUCAGUUUGAACUGGGUUCUCUGACUCCCGUUCCUGCUCACCCUGUUGCCCUUUGUAUCUCUCCCUUCAGUACGGUGAGAAUGGGACUUCUCACUGUCAUGUCAGCUGCUCCCAAGCGUGUCUGAACCCCCACCUGACCGUGAGGAGGGAAGAGCACAGACCUACAAGGAUUUUGACUUAAACUUGAGUUGGGGUUUGUACCAGGACCCUGUUCGACCCCAAGUAGGUAACGAAUGGUAGAACCGACUCUUUAGGUCUAUCAGUUGUCACUUUUAAAGAAGUGGUGACAAUCGUCUUGGCAUCUACCCCAGCCCAGAUGCUCCCCAGUAUUCACAUCUAUGUCACCAGUCUCCUGACGUCUGGGUUUUUGACCCUAUGCGUCUGCGCCGUUUACAAGCUCAUUUAAGGGUUCAGAGCCACAAACAUCCUCACAUGAAAUGUGUUCAGGUAGGAAUGGAAGGUGUAGAUGCAGCUGAGGGAGUGAUUGUUUUAAAACAAUUUUUCCAUUUUGAAAACUUACACCUAGAGUGCUUCACCUUUCCUGCCCUUCCAGCCCGACCUCCCCGCAGCCUCUCGGUCUCUUGUGACCAUUGUUUUCCUUGGCUUCCUUCUUUUUUUUUUUUUUUUUUUUUAAAGUUGUAAUGAUUCAGAAAAUGGAAAGGGCAUGGAAGAAUGGAGUAGACUUUAACCAUCCUCCCUUAUGGCCCCAGUGGAACUCUUGAUUUAGUGCUAGAGGCAAAUAGGUUUCUUUGCUAACAGGGUCCUUUGGAAGCAAUUGAGAGCUGGUAAGAAUGUGUUCCUGCUGUUGCCAGGUUAUCUACUUUUAAAACAUUUUGAUUUUGAAAAUAUGCAUCCAAAGUGGGAAGCUCCAGUGACACUUUGCUGACUUAAAGGAGCAAAGGACCCACCCUGAGAAGCCCCUCUCCUCCCUCCCUCCCUCAGUGGGGUGAGGUGGAGCCACGUCUACAGGACCUCUAAUGUUCCUCCUUGCUGAUGGUGACGUGUGCUCUCCUGUGCAGGGGUCAGCUCAUGUCUGCCAAUUCGUGUCUCCUACGAGAUAAGUGAAGCCUGCCCUGCUCUUCCUUGAGUGGUGGGAGUAGGGAGAAGGGGCUCGAGGCUCUUACGAACUGCCAUGUUUCCAUCUGGGAGAGUCAGGUGCCCGAAACCUAUCCUCUCCAGCCUUUUCUUCCUCCUCCCUCACCCUUUUCAUCUGAGCUGUCCUAGGAUGGAAGAAUUAAAGGAGCAGUCCCCCCGACACAUCCCAUUACUACACAAUCCACCAGAUUUGAUUUGGGUUUGUAAAGGUUCCAUGCUUCAGCGAUCUUUUCUCUGUCUUAAAUGCUCAUGGGGGAAAAAACAGCUCAACCCAAGCUGUUAGGUGUUCACAUAUAUAUUUAUUAAUUACAUUGGAAGAUUUAGUUCUGUCGAGUCUUGUAUUACCUCAGAUCAGUUUUUAGAAUAAACUCUGGAGGCUGUUUUUUCAUUCCUGCUCCCAAAAGAC
Molecule: messenger RNA, 6096 nt
Organism: Camelus dromedarius (Arabian camel)
Lineage: Eukaryota; Metazoa; Chordata; Mammalia; Artiodactyla; Camelidae
Product: plasma membrane calcium-transporting ATPase 4
Exons: 22
Coding region: 883-4605 (1240 amino acids)
Biological process (GO): regulation of cytosolic calcium ion concentration; calcium ion transmembrane transport
Cellular component (GO): plasma membrane; intracellular membrane-bounded organelle
Molecular function (GO): ATP hydrolysis activity; P-type calcium transporter activity; PDZ domain binding
Source: RefSeq, a predicted model, not a curated record